Messenger RNA from Pestalotiopsis fici W106-1, 1116 nucleotides. RefSeq lists its product as uncharacterized. The transcript is spliced from 3 exons. Gene Ontology annotation, molecular function: ferric iron binding; oxidoreductase activity, acting on single donors with incorporation of molecular oxygen, incorporation of two atoms of oxygen. NCBI's taxonomy places the organism in Eukaryota, Fungi, Ascomycota, Sordariomycetes, Amphisphaeriales, Sporocadaceae. The record is from RefSeq and is a predicted model, not a curated record. The coding region runs from base 1 to 1116 and encodes 371 amino acids.
AUGGUCACAAUUCACCGCCUCGUUACCGCUGUAGCAGCAUCUGCUGCCAUUGGCGUUGGACUAGCUCAUCCUGGCCACACUUACCAGGAACUCUCCCGUGAAGCCGAGUUGCUCAAGACGGCGCACGAAAAUGCCCGGAGAGCACUAGUAAAGUACUCUGAUGAGCCUCAUGUUAUUGCUCUCAAGGCUCGUGCGGUCGAACGUCGCGCAGCCACUGCUCAGAGACUCCGGGCUCAGCGUUCUCUCACCAAGAAAAACAUGUUCAAGAGAGACGAGGCAGAUAUUUUGCGCUAUCUCAAUAUUUCUCACGAUGUGACCGACAAAGGUUACACGCUCGACACUCCUCAUGAAGUCCUCUUCGGUACAGACCAACUUGCGGCCCUCGCACCUGAAAGUGAUAUUGGGCCUUACUUUGCCUCGGGCGAGUUCAUUCGUCAAGACGUCACCGAGGACCAGGCUGGCAUUCCCGUGCAUUUGGAUAUGCAAUUUGUUGACAUCAACACGUUCGAGCCAAUGACUGAUUUGCUUGUGGACAUCUGGCACUGCAACGCCACUGGUGUCUACUCUGGCGUCAGCGCCUCGGGCCAGGCGGGUCUUAACACAACCUGGCUCCGUGGUGUGGGAGGCAGCGAUGACGAGGGCGUCGUGGAGUUUGACACCAUCUUUCCCGGUCAUUAUGCUGGGCGCGCCACGCAUAUUCACAUCAUCGCGACUGAAAACUCGACCAUUCUGCCAAACAACACAUACAUUGCAGGUACUACCAGACACAUCGGGCAGCUGUUUUUCAACGAUGAGAUUGUCAAUGUCGUCGAAGCAGUAGAACCCUACACUUCCAACACGCAAUCACACCUCGCGACUGCCAACGAUACGAUUGCGUACAGCUCUGCUUCUGCAGACUACGAUCCCUUUGUAGACUAUGUUCUGCUCGGCGACAGUCUGUCGGAUGGUAUUUUGAUGUUCAUCACUGUUGGCAUCAAUGGCACCGCCGACUGGAGCUCCACUUAUAGGCCGGCCGCUCACUACGGCGAGGAUGGUGGCGCCGACACGACCUUUACCUACACCCCGCCCGGUGGCUUUCCUACUAUUUCUACCGCCACCGCUAUUGCCACUGCCUGA